Messenger RNA from Gilbertella persicaria, 763 nucleotides. RefSeq lists its product as uncharacterized. The record is from RefSeq and is a predicted model, not a curated record. NCBI's taxonomy places the organism in Eukaryota, Fungi, Mucoromycota, Mucoromycetes, Mucorales, Choanephoraceae. The transcript has a single exon. Bases 336 to 743 code for a protein of 135 amino acids.
AAUAUGCUUGUAACUUGUAUAAAACCAUUACCUGUUGUUUGUUCUAGGCGUUUAUUACAUACUACCUUGAGUAGACAACAACAACAACAACAAAGACCCCAAGAAUAUGAACUUCGAGUUGGUUUUGGCAAGUAUGAUAGAAAUAAUAAUAAUAAUAAAAAAGAGUGUGAUUGACCAUUGUAUUAGCUAUUGCAACUUUACAAGAUGACAUAACCCAUUUCUUUUCUAGAGGAUUAACCGAGCAUUCCAUCUAUUCCCCUCAUAUCAAACUAUCAGACCCUGAUUAUACAAAACUUUCAAUCCAUGGUCGUACGGCCUAUUUGGGAAUAGCGCAAAUGUUAAGAUGGAGCUCGAGCAUGUAUUUUGAUGAUAUUCAAUUAGAAAUUACAAAGAUGAGAGUAUUGUCUGAUGAUACCACCUACAUUGAUCAUGAUAACAUGUUUUUUUCUUCAAUAAGUCAAGCAGAGAAUGACUUGAAAUCCAAAGGCAUUGUGAAAAAGCUUGAAGUGAGAUGGAAAAUGCAGGGUAUAAAGAAUGCUACUUGGUUUGUAGAGUCACGUACAAGAUAUAUUGAAGGUGUAUUUGUGUAUGCGUUUGAUCAUGAAGGAUAUAUUGGGGAACAUCGCAUACAACGUAUUGUGCCUCCACCUAGUAGACGCGUUGUUUUGUUACAUUCGUUGGGUGUUCGAUUACGUUCUUUGUUCUGGGAAAGAAGGCCACCUGUUUUAAAUCCUGGUUUUUGAAUAAUAAGAAUAAUAAAGGA